Messenger RNA from Bombus pyrosoma, 2962 nucleotides. Its product is annotated as obg-like ATPase 1. The coding region runs from base 1238 to 2431 and encodes 397 amino acids. Lineage: Eukaryota; Metazoa; Arthropoda; Insecta; Hymenoptera; Apidae. Gene Ontology annotation, molecular function: ATP hydrolysis activity; ATP binding; GTP binding. The record is from RefSeq and is a predicted model, not a curated record. The transcript is spliced from 14 exons. Gene Ontology annotation, cellular component: cytoplasm.
ACGUCGACGUCAGUGCAGUGCUGUGUUCCUAUCUUUGCCACGCGUUGUGCAGUGAUAUUUACCUAGGAACAAUACGAAAAAUACUCGAGAAGCAGGUAACGUACGUGCAUGCAAAAAUGAUGCAACGUUUGUUGUGCUGAUAGAAACAUACACGUGGCUCUUACGUACGAACGAACGGCUCGAGCAUACUUAAGGUUAAGAUCUGGUGUGCAUCUUGCGUUUGCUUCGGGAAUCUAGUGCUACGUGGCAGCACCGUACAAUACACCUAAAGCUCGAAGCACCCCCAAUCCAGCCGACACGGUACUAAGGAUUGGCGCCUCUUUCGAAUUUCAAAUUUCGAAAUGUAUAUCACGUAGAACAGGUAGAAGAAGCGAUCGAUAAAGCGGAGGCAGCGAUGGCGAGACGAUGUCGUAAAAGCAGAGGCGACGGUGAUACCACGGCGCCAGAGCGGCUGUUGAGUAGCAUCGCGGGCGGGUCCUUUCUUCUCUUCCAUUAUCGUAAUCUGCAAAUUUCGUGGGCACCGUGAUGAAGAACGGUUGGAGGUGGCGCGGUUUCGAGUUAAACUGUCCGAGAGAGUAGAUAGUUUCGGGGAUAGACGGAGAGGAAGAGGAAAGCCAGUCGGGAUGGCUGAUCGUGUGAAAAGGAACGAGAAAGGAAGGGUAGAGAGAGGGAUCCGAAAGACGAGACAGAGGAAGAGGAAUCGCAAAGUCGGUGGCGGAUUGGCGGCCUAAGGCGCGGUUGCAGAUUCCCGGCGUGAUGCCGGUGAUUCGCGGCUUUGGUGCCCAGUAAUCGUCGGUCCCCUUACCCGACGUAUUCCUCCUCCCUCGCAUCUUUGCUCGGGAGAAUCCACCUCGUCCCUUCUUCUUUCUCGUCGAAUUCGCUUCUCCGCACUUUCGUUCGCCUCCCUUUGCUUCCCUUGGCCUUCCCCGGGUCUCUCCCUUCGCCUCCCGUAGGCGUCUCGUACCUGUUUCAUCCUUUUGAUAUGGCGCGGGCCCCGUUGUACAGCGAGCGAAGGAUGAAAAGAAAGAAGGGGGGCAAUCUUGCGGUAAAUACAGCAAUCGCUUGAUGUGCCGUCCGCAUUAAUAUAAUUAGUCACCCCGAGCGCUCGAAAGCGACCCGAUGUUUGAGAAGCCGACUCUCUCCACUCUGCUCUCUUGCUUCAUUCUACUCCGCUCUGUCCGCCGUGCCUUGAUUCUGUUCGAAGUAUCAAGAGGCCGGGGGGCACUGCGUGCAUAGAAUGGCGCCAAAGAAAAUCGAAGAACCUGAAAGGAAGCCGCUUAUUGGCCGCGUAGGUACCAAUUUGAAAGUUGGUAUAGUAGGCAUACCUAACGUAGGAAAAUCAACCUUCUUCAACGUUCUCACGAAAAGCCAGGCUGCUGCUGAGAACUUCCCCUUCUGCACCAUCGAUCCCAAUGAAAGUCGCGUACCCGUUCCUGACGCAAGAUUCGAUUACCUGUGCGAAUAUUUUAAGCCAGCUAGCAAAGUUCCAGCUUUCUUAAAUGUCGUGGACAUUGCUGGCUUGGUCAAAGGUGCCGCGGAAGGACAAGGCCUGGGAAACAAUUUCUUAUCGCACAUCAACGCUUGCGAUGGGAUUUUUCAUCUUUGCCGAGCGUUCGACGACGACGACGUUACUCACGUGGAAGGAGACGUGAAUCCCGUGAGAGAUCUCGAGAUAAUUAGCGAGGAAUUACGGUUGAAAGAUAUCGAGUUUUUAAAUGGUCAUCUGGAGAAAUUGGAGAAGCUCGUUGUCCGAGGAAACGACAAGAAACUAAAGCCUGAAUACGAUACGCUAUUGAAAGUGAAAGGUAUAAUGGUGGAUGAAAAGAGGCAUAUCAGGUUUGCCGACUGGAGUGCUACUGACAUCGAGGCUCUCAAUAAAUAUUUAUUCCUCACGUCAAAGCCAGUCAUUUAUUUAGUUAAUCUGUCCGAAAAGGAUUACAUACGUAAGAAGAAUAAAUGGUUAAUCAAAAUCAAAGAAUGGGUUGAUAAGAACGAUCCAGGAGCUAUUUUAAUCCCAUUCAGUGGAACUUUCGAAAAUAAACUUUUCGAUAUGGAUGACGCAGAGCGUGCGAAAUAUCAAGAAGAGAACAAAGUUACUAGCGCGCUUGACAAGAUUAUCGUUCAAGGAUACAAAGCGUUGCAAUUGCAGUACUUCUUUACAGCCGGGCACGAUGAAGUGAAAGCAUGGACGAUCCAGAAAGGUACAAAAGCACCUCAAGCUGCUGGGAAGAUUCACACAGAUUUCGAGAAGGGAUUCAUCAUGGCUGAAGUCAUGAAAUUCGACGAUUUUAAAAACGAAGGAUCGGAAGCAGCGGUAAAGGCCGCCGGAAAAUAUAGGCAACAAGGGCGAAACUACGUCGUCGAGGACGGAGACAUCGUUUUCUUCAAGUUUAACGCUGGUGCUGGAUUAAAGGAUGCUAAGAAAAAGUGAUGGCACGUUUUACUCAUGUUGUUGCUCGUUCAUCUGUACAUCAACAUGAUCGCCAUGUUUUGUUGCACGCGCGAUUUGCGCAUGAAACGAUCAAAAUCGCUUUCUGAUACUCCUUAAUUUCACUUUUCGUUCAAUUUAAGAUCGUAUAAUAUCAUAGUUGGUAUCGAUAGUAACGUUUUUAUAGCAAGAUUUCGAAUUCGACUCAAAUAGAUAUUUUUAUAUGUUCUAUUACGCUAUAAAGAUAAAAUAUCCUAUGCUUAUACGAUCAAGGUAAUUUGUCAAUUCUAUCGUAUCAAUGUUGGUAAUUACGUAUAGAUAGUACAUAUACCAUUUCUUUUAUUUUAUACAAGAUCUUAACUUGCAUUUCUAAACAACAAUAAAUGUAAAUAAAUGAUAAGAGCUUGAUGAUAAUAAUACGCUGCUUUCUACCACUCGGAAUAACCAGUAAACCACAAAACGAUCAUUGUACGUUUUCUAAUGUUUCUUUGUAUAUUUCCAUAUUUAUUCUAAAUAUAUUUCUUUAAAAGAUAA